AUGUGGGAGCCUCCAGGACAGAAUCAAAGCUGUGUUUCUGAGUUCAUCCUGCUUGGCUUCUCCAGUGAUCCCACAACCAACAGGAUCCUUUUCAUUGCCUUCCUCCUUCUCUACCUGAGCUCAGUCCUGGGCAAUGGGCUUAUAGUCACCUUGAUCUGCCUGGACUCACAUCUCCACACCCCCAUGUACUUCUUCCUCUGUAUCCUCUCCCUGCUGGAUAUGGGCUAUGUGUCUACCACCAUGCCCCAGAUGUUGGUGCAUCUCCUUGUUCACUCUCAAACCAUCUCCUUUGCUCGGUGUUGGAUACAGAUGUAUGUGUUUGGUGCUCUAGCUCUGACCGAGUGUAUCUUCUUUGUGGUCAUGGCUUAUGAUCGAUAUGUGGCCAUUUGCCACCCACUGCGUUACAUGGUCAUCCUUAGCUGGGACUUAUGCACACAGCUGACGGUAGGAACCUGGACUUGUGGUUUCUUCUUUUCUCUGAUCCAUACCUUCUUCACCAUGAAGCUGCCAUACUGUGGGCCCAACAUAGUCAACCACUACUUCUGUGAAGGCCCCUCAGUACGGAGCUUGGCUUGCAUGGACACCCACUCCAUUGAACUGGUGGACCUGGUCAUCAGUGUCUUCAUGGUUGUUGCCCCACUCUCCCUCAUCUUGGCCUCCUACAUCCAUAUUACAUUGGCUGUUCUCAAGAUCAAGUCUACCAGGGGUCGCUGCAAGGCUUUCUCCACCUGUGCUUCCCACCUGACUGUGGUCACAUUCUUUUAUGCUCCAGCUACCUACAUCUAUAUGAGGCCCAACUCCAGCUACUCCCCAGAACAAGACAAGCAGAUCUCACUCUUUUACAAUGUGUUUACUGCUCUGCUCAAUCCUGUGGUGUACAGUUUGAGGAACAAGGACAUUAAGGGAGCUUUUCUCAAAGUAAUGGGAUGUGGAAGCAUGACUUUGCAAACUGGAAGCAGGAGGGCCUGGAUUAGAAUAUCCAAUAUUAGAAUUAGGAAGCACAUAUAG
Erinaceus europaeus (western European hedgehog) is the source of this 1008-nucleotide messenger RNA. RefSeq names its product olfactory receptor 2A12-like. The record is from RefSeq and is a predicted model, not a curated record. The coding region runs from base 1 to 1008 and encodes 335 amino acids. Gene Ontology annotation, molecular function: G protein-coupled receptor activity; olfactory receptor activity. The transcript has a single exon. NCBI's taxonomy places the organism in Eukaryota, Metazoa, Chordata, Mammalia, Eulipotyphla, Erinaceidae. Gene Ontology annotation, biological process: G protein-coupled receptor signaling pathway. Gene Ontology annotation, cellular component: membrane.